AUGGCUGCUGUCAACGGUACUGCUGGAGAGAGUAUGGACAACAAUGGGAACAUUAGUGACGACGAGGCAGAGGACGUUGAAAACACUUUGGAGAAACAGAUGGGUGCACCGAACCGGAACAGCGACACUGAAAAUGAAGGCAUAGCAAGCGGAAAUGGCGAAGAAACAGGAGAAGUGAACGGAGAUGGCGAAUAUGAACUCGACAGGGAGGAACCGCCUCGCAGCUGGCAUGAGUGGAAAAUAAUCCUGAUGAAGGCUGAGUUUGCUGAAGAUCUUUGUGAGCAAAUACGUAAAAUGAAGCCAUAUGAGAGGUGUCGACUUACUGGCAGAAUUGUAACCACCAAAUCAUUUAAAGAUCUCAUUCAGGGUUUCUGCUUUUUCCUUGACUGUGGCACUAAGAUCGCUACUAAAGUUAUGAGGAAUCUGACUCGUAAAGUUUUCGCAUGUUGUGAUCUGCUCUUCGAAAUUUGUCGUAUUCUACCGGAUCAGUUGCUGCACUUUCGAACUGAUUCUCUCUCUACAUGGUUCAACGUUUUUCAUUUCCUUAAAUUCGUUCCCGAUCCACAAACAUCGGUCACGCCACGGAUGUUCAGCGUAACAAACCAUCCUUUAAAAAGACAUAGGAAGAAGAAACUAGUCAAAAUUUUCCAGGACGCUUGGAUCGGUUUAAUGAUGUGUUCCGUCCCUCCUAAAGUCCUUAUCAUCAUGAUACCGUAUAUAACAGAUAAUGUUCUAGACAAGCUUGAUGAACCUCACAAAACAGCGGAUUUCUUCUUCAAGGCGUUCGAUAAAGGAGAUUUGUUUGCGAUCCUUUCCUUGGCGGCCAUUUUCAAACUUAUUGUAUCUCAUAACUUACACAUUCCUAACUAUGUUGUUGCUGGAUUUGCGAAACGUCUCUCACGUAUGCUUCUUCUUGCUCCAUUGGAUGCUCAAGAACCAGUUCUUGGAUUAAUACGAAAUCUACUAACUCGCCACCCUAUUGUUUCCACGCUUAUUCAUCGUGAACUGCCAGAAACAUUACCUUCGGACCCUUACAAUGAAGACGAAUCUCGGCUCAGUGAAUGUGGUGCUGUCAGAAGUUCUCUGUGGGAAAUCAGGAGUCUUCAAAAACAUUGGCAUUCGAAUGUAGCAAAGAGAGCGAAUUUUGUUGAUAAAAAACUACAGCAGGAUGGGUCAGAUGAUGACGAGUCCGAGCCGAAAAAGAAGGUUCCAAAAAGAGGAAAGUUUGCUAGGAAACAUGAGGAAUUCAAAGAGCAUGCCGUUCCUAUAAACUUCACAACACCAAGCGGAUCGCUUUUCCCAGAGAAUUCCUUCAAUCUAGUUUAUGAGAAGUUUUGGGCUGGGUUAAUAUCAGCUGCGAUGAACUUGAACAGCCCUCAUCCUUCGGUGUUGGGUGGUUUGGGUGGGGAUACACCGGCUCAUGGACCUUCUUCUAUAUUAGGUGGUCACGGCGGCCCGGGAUCUGUAUUGGGACAACAUGGUGGACCAGGUUCUGUACUGGGCCCUGGCUCUAUCAUGGGUCCAUCUAGCAUUGUCGGACCGAACAGCUUACUUGGACCGUCGUCGAUGAUUGGAGGAUCACAUCAAGGCCACAGUAUGAUGCACAGUAAUCAGGGUCCUGGUUCCAUGGUAGGUUUCUCAUCAGUGGACCGUGGAAGCAAUAUGAACCUAAAUAUCAAUCCGUCAUCGGUCGUGAACGUCGGCGGUAACCCUGGAUCUGUGUUUCAGGACAUGAACCCUGGUUCUGUUGGCCCAAAUCUAGCUGUUCCGAUGACACCACUGAAUUUUGAGCAGCAAAGCUAUCGGGACGCUAACCAUAUGCCGGCCUCAAACCUGCCAGCAGCCAUGAUGCCAGCCACUCCAGCAAGUGCCAUCGACAUUCCGAUGCCGACGUUGCAGAACAUCGUGUCGACAGUCAAUCUUGGAGUUCCACUGGAUUUGAAGAAGAUUGCACUUCAUGCUCGUAAUGCUGAAUAUAAUCCAAAGCGUUUUGCCGCCGUAAUUAUGCGUAUUCGAGAACCGCGAACUACGGCGCUCAUCUUUUCCAGUGGUAAGAUGGUCUGCACUGGAGCUAAGUCCGAGGAUGCUAGCAGGCUUGCUGCCAGGAAAUAUGCACGAAUUGUACAAAAAUUGGGAUUCGAUGCGAAGUUCACGGAAUUUAAG
Ostertagia ostertagi is the source of this 2163-nucleotide messenger RNA. The record is from the annotation of a GenBank genome assembly. Lineage: Eukaryota; Metazoa; Nematoda; Chromadorea; Rhabditida; Trichostrongylidae.